GUUUAAGAAGGCACAGUACUUACCAGAGUUGUGUUCCAUAUGCAAGUGAUGUAUGCAUUUGGAGAGGACUUUUUAAUGAUAGUUAUGUCAACUGUCACAUGAAUUGUUUUGAUGAAGGCAGUUGCUUUAAAUCUCAAGGAGGCACGAGAAUAUCAGAUGUAGGCACAAGAGUAACGAUAGGAGCCGUAACAUCGAUACUGGUGGCAUUCAUACUAUUCCUUACUUGUCUGUGGCUCUUGAGACGAGGCAAGAAACUUUGUUGGUCAAGUGCAUGCAGCAGUGGGUCCCGUCCAACACCUCCCAUUUCAAGAGUUGAGAUGCACUCAGAUUUGCAGGAUGAAGAAAUGAGGACUUAUCCUACACCAUCAGCACCACCAGAACCACAAGAAAGUGCCUCAGUUACCAUUGCUCAAGAUAAAGACUUGCCCCCUUCUUAUGAGUCUCUCUUUCCAGAAAGAUAAGUGACACAAUAACCAUAGUUUAAUACUGAAAACUUUGAAGAACCAAGCUCUUAUGUUUUAUAUAUGUAUAAGUGGUUUAGCCAAAUGAUAAUUAAUGUCAUGUCUAAAGGCAGACACAUAAACUUCACCCCUUGAAGCCUCUAUUUCUGAGCACACUGUAGAUUCAAAGAACUACAUUUAAGAUGGAUGCCACAAUUCUCAAAGCAUGUAAACUGCUGGUGCAAAAGGAUUAUAAUUGUUGAAGAGUUCUCUCUGCUGGGAUGUAAGCUGUUUAGUUCAUUGAAAAUUAACCAAUGUUUAAGAGGAACAUAUUGCCUCCAUUUUCAGGGUCAGAGAAUAAACCAAGCAAAAAACCAGCAUGAAAACAGAUGGCAACAUGUUGUUCUGAAAGGUUGGUUGGCUUUCAGCAGACUAUAUGGCAUUGUACUUGCAUCCCAGAGGACAGAACUCUUCAUAACCACUGCUGUGAGAACUUCAAAUCCUAUUAGAAUUAUUAUUUUAUGGUAAAUAUGUAUUUUGUUCAUGAUUUCUAUAGGCACCCAGGCUUUGAUUGCUGGUUAUAUUUAUGUAAUAUAUUCUUGACUAUGCUGUCAGUUUUGAUCUGAAAUCAAAGCUGAGUCUGUCUUGAUGUUUAUUGUAGCACCUUGCCAUCACAGUGAACUGUGCAUGACAGUAGGCUUCAAGGUGUUUACACUUGAGGGUGCUUAGGAAUUACAAACGGAAUAUCACCAUCCUGUUAAAUUGAUGUAUCCCUCUUCACAUUCAUUCCUAUCUUUAAUGCAACUCUAUUCACAAUCUCUUCUUAAUUUAAAAUAACAUUAAAAUAUGAACAGAAUUGCAUUAAAGAUGGAAAUUAAUGUGCAGAAUGAUUACAGUAGUUGAAAUGUCUAACAGAACCAUCUCACUGUCACUGCCCUGUUAUGUUUUGGCAGUCUUCUGUAUAUGUCAGCACCACAUUUCAUACACUAUAACCGGCUUUGACAUCCCUCAUUUGCAAACCCAUUUUGUGUCUGAGCUUUCCCAAACGCUGGCCAAAUCCUCUCUAAUGGACGAAUUUUUUUGUUCCAGGAACACACGAGGGAACUAUUUUGAUGUUUUUAAUAGAAAAUAUUAAUAAGUGAAUAUUUUUUCUAAAAUUCCCAAUUUUUUGGACAACCUUUUUCAAUAUUGAAAUUUUUCUGACCUCACAUUUCUGAUUAUAUAUGUUUCUUAUAACUAUGUGGUCUCGCGUGUACAAAUGUUUUAUUUUGUUUGAUAUGCCUUACAUGUACAUCAUUUCAAGUUAUGUUGCAUUAUUUUUGGUUCUGAAGACGACUGUAUGUCACUUAAAUGCCUGACAGACAAUAAACAACUCUUGUAGCAAA
This is a messenger RNA of Cryptotermes secundus, 1825 nucleotides long. RefSeq lists its product as uncharacterized. NCBI's taxonomy places the organism in Eukaryota, Metazoa, Arthropoda, Insecta, Blattodea, Kalotermitidae. The record is from RefSeq and is a predicted model, not a curated record. The transcript has 2 exons. The coding region runs from base 99 to 461 and encodes 120 amino acids.